AUGUCAUAUAAGAAAACUUGUCCAGACCUGUUGGAUUCUGUGAAAGUUGAUGCUCUUAGGAAAAAGGAUAACAAUAGUGAUGGAAACAUCGCAAAAACAGUUGAAAUGACGACAAAGGCUUUGACAGUCAAUGCAUUUGUAACAACAUCAACGUCAAACGUUUCCACCUCAUUAAUUUCUAUGAAUGUCAGCACAACAAGCAACCAAAAUAUUCUUUCACCAAAUGUUACUGUCGGACAGACUGCAAACUUGCAACAAAUUUCUCAACAAACCCCUACUCAACAUCUUCCGCAACCACAAUCACAGCAGCUUCAACAGCCUCCACACACAUUGCAGCAUCAAACAUCUCUGCAGCAGCCGCAACAACAGCAUCAACAACAACCACCCAACCACAAUUUUUCAACGAACAUGUCUUCAAUUUCUACUUUAACUAAUGCUGCCAUGAAGCAGAAAUGUGAUGUAAAAGAUUUUGAAAAUUUGAAAUUGAAAUUAGGACAACUGACUAACCAUCCAGGAACAAAAAUGGAAACUCCAAAAGUAGAAUCAAAAUCUAAACUCGAGUCAACCCCUGUAACAUUAGCAACAACUACAGCUACGAGUGCAACAACACCUGCUGGCGUUCCAAGCCUUGCCAGAACAAAAACAGUUGAUCAAUUAGGUAAGGUCACAGCCUCUUCAACCCUUCAGAAUAAUGUUUCCACCGUCUCAUCGAAAGAGCAAUUACAUUCACAGCCAAUUAUUCAACAGCUUCAGACAGUUAAUCAACAAUCUCAGAUUCAUCAGCAAACUUCAUUAUCUCAAGCUCAACAAAAACAAACAAUUAGUCAUGUACAAAUGCCCCAACUGUCGAAUAAUCAGCAACAACCAUCUUUGACUCCACAGCAACAAAUAGCCGUGACACUGCAACAACCCAUAACCACACAGCUGCAACAACAGCUAUCGUCCUUAAUCCCUCAACAACAACCAACUUUGGUUUCACAACAACCAACUUUGUUUUUACAACAACAGCCAGCUUUAGUAGCACAAAAACAGCAACCGACUUUAGUUCCACAGCAACAGCUUCAAACAGUUAAUCAACAAUCUCAGAUUUAUCAGCAUACUUUAUUAUCUCAAGCUCAACAACAACCAUCUUUGGUCCCUCAGCAACAAAAACCGACAUUGGUUCCACAACAACAACCAAUCUUAGUUCCACAACAACCGUCUCUGGUUCAACAACAACCGACUGUGGUUUUGCAACAACAACCACAACAGCCACCACUAAAUUUGAUUACACCCCAGCAACCAAAAUCAAUUUUAGUCCUACAACAGCAACAACCGACUUUAGUCCAACAACAACAACCAUCCUUGGUCCCACAACAACAACAACCAUCUUUUGUUCCAAAGCAACAACAACAGCAGCAAUCAUCUUUGGAUCAACAGCAACAACCAUUUUUACUCCCACAACAACAACCAUCUUUAAUCCCACAGCAGCAACCAUCUUUGAUCUCACAACAACCAUCCUUAGUUCCACAACCAUCUUCUGUUUCACAACAACAGCAGCCAUCCUUGGUUCUACAACAACAACAGCCUUCCUUAAUCUCACCACAACAGCCAUCCUUGGUUUCACAACAACAACCAUCCUUGGUCCCACAACUACAACCGUCCUUAGUUUCACAAAAACAACAGCCAUCUUUAGUUCCACAGCAACAUCCAUCGCUGGUCCCACCACAACAACAACAUCCAUCGCUGGUCCCACCACAACAACAACAUCCAUCGCUGGUCCCACCACCACAACAACAUCCAUCGCUGGUCCCACCACAACAACAACAUCCAUCGCUGGUCCCACCACCACAACAACAUCCAUCGCUGGUUCCACCACCACAACAACAUCCAUUGCUGGUCCCACCACAACAACAACAACAACUAUCCUUGGACCUGCAACAGCAACCAUCAUUGAUUUCACAGCAACUUACAUCCUUAGUCCAACAGCAACAACCAUCUUUGGUCUCACAACAACCACAAUCAUCUUUGGUUUUAAAACAACUACCAUCCUCGGUUUCUCAACAACCAACUUUGGCUUCCCAACAACAACAACCAUCCUUCGCUUUGCAACAACCUUCUGUUCAACAACAACAUGUGGUUCAAGAACAGCAACUGAUUUUGAUUGGACAUCAUCAUCAGCAACCAACUUUACUUGGACAAGAACAGUCUUUAGUUCAACAAAAAUCUUCAGUUCAACAACAACAACUGCCCUUAAUUUCUCGACAAUCUUCUUUGCUUCAAAAUCAGCAAACCGUGAUUCAACCACAGCAACAGCCUGAUGUACAACAGCUGCAAGUUUCUGCUCAACAGCAGCAGCAAUCAACAUUUCAACAAUGCUUUAAUCUUCAACAAAAUUUUUUGCAACACGUUUCUCAACCACAACAAUUGAAUCUGAAUGAUGAUUCAGCUGCAGCCGCAUUGCAGGUUCAGCAAGAGAAAUUUCUUAACCAACAACAACAACAGCAGCAGCAACAGCAGCAGCAGCAACAACAACAACAAAUUCAAGAGCGUUUAUCAAGAUUAGAACAUGAACUAAAACAGUCACAAUCUUUGAAUCAACAAAAACCACAACCUCUUUUGUCAGCUGAUCUGUCCACAGUCAAUGAACUAUCUCAGGAUAUUUCUGAUCCAUCUAGGGAGGUUGAAAUGUUGACUCAGUCUUUACAGCAAAAACAGUAUUUUCAAGAAAUUCAACACUUGCCAGAUCAACAAAAUUUGGGAAACGUGAAACCUGAUGAUAAUUCGUUCAUUAGUCUAUCAACCUUAGAUGUUUCAAAACUAUCUGACGUUGAAGAGUUAAAGUCUUUGUUGGAUCUCAAUGACAAAUCUUUGAUAUUACAACGUCAGCAACAACAAAGUUUGCCUCUAUUACAAGAAAAUAUUCAACAAUCAACAAGUCAGAACAUUCUUUUGUUACAACCUGAAAAUAUUAUUGAACAACUUGCUAGACAUUUGGCAUUUUCCCAGAAGCAGGAUUUACAAGAUCUUUCCGCUGCUACUUAUAAUUUAUUGUUGCAACAGCAAAUUCAGCAACGCCGAAAAAUGUUACCUAAACAGAUUACAUUGAAUUCUGAUUUGUUAUCAGUUUUGAAAUCAUUACAAUCUGAUUCUCUUCCAAAAUCAAAUACCUCACUACCCAUAGACCCACAGCAACCCACUUCCUGGACGAACUUUGUUCAUAGCUUAAUAAACAAUAGUGGCGAGCAACAGUUGCAACAGUCAUUAUCUGCAAAUUCUGAUAAAAACCUAAUAUAUCCAUCUCACCAGCAUCUGUCUCAGCAGUUAGACCAAGUAAAUUCAACUGUUCCCACAUCUCUCCUAUUAUCAACGUCGUCACCAAAAAAAACUAUAACUCAAUCAAAAAAAUUUACAACUCACGACGGAGAAAAUGUUAAUGCUGAUGAUAUGUCGAAUCUUCACCAAUCUCAAUUGCCACAGGUGGUUUCAAGUACUCCACCAUCAGCAAAAGAGAAGUUGUCCGACUUUGCUAUUUUAGAACAGCAACUAAUUGAAAAACUUCACACCAAUCCUAAGAAAAUGAUGCAUCCUCAAAACCUUGCAAAUUACUCACCAUCUGGAAACUCGCUGCCAGUUCAUGUUGCCUGGCCGAAAACUACUGCUGGAAUUAUUUCUUAUGCUCAGUCGGUUGUAUCAAGUGGUGUGCCUAUUUGUAGCACGAGUGUAGGAGUUGAUUCAAGUCAAUCGUCUAAUCAAGUCAUUCUUCUGGCUACAUCGUAUUCUGAAGGACAAAAACCAAAACAGUCAUUUAACAAAAAUUUAACGAUAGCUGUAACGUCAACUUCUGCAUCUGCUUCUGAUUUACAGACAACUUCGUCGAAAAAGAAAAAACGAUUUGUUGUGUCAAGUGUUAAAAUGGAUCCAAUAAAGGCAGCUAGUGAUAGUUCCAUCGAUGGCAACUCAUCAAUUACUUCUGCCCUAUCUUCUCCUGAUAAAUUUGGUAAGCUAGACAUACCAACGUCCAUCAGUGCCCAGCUGAGCAAGCCCAGGAAGGGCAGGUUUGAGGUUACUUUGACUACGUUGGGAAUUGACUGUGGAAGUGCUGCCAGUGCUUUUACUCCUAUUGUUAAGGAUGUGAAGGAUGUUAAUGUUAUCGACGGAGUCAGUCAAUCAAAAGUUCUAUCUGGAGAAAUGUUUCCUAACAACUUACUUGUUACAAAACCACUAACACCACCAGCAUCGUUAAUAUCUACAACAUCAACGUUAACAUCAAGCUCAUACGACUACAAGCCAUCGUCUUCGGGGUCUGUCAGCCCUGGUUUAAAAAGAUCACAAAGUUUAAAGAGCACCAGUCAUUCUGCCUGUAGCAAUUCAGUUAAAACAAGUGAUCCUCUUGUGGUAACGGCUAAAGACAUGCAGAACAUUAAGAGAAAACAAUCGGUUGAUGCUCUAAUUGCUGAGAAAAUUUCGUCUCAGAUAAAUUCUGCAAAUUUUGAUGAUGCUAAUAAGGUGGAAAAUGUUACUGAUGAGCCAGUAAACGAGGACUUGCCUAAAAUGCUUAUUGCUAAUGACAAAAAAAUCGAAUCAGAAGAAGAAUCGACAAUCAUAAGAGGCAGCGAAGCUGUCGCUUCUGCAGCAAAAGUUUCCGAUUGUGAACAAAUUGAUUUACUUUCAUUGUUGUUGCAAGAAGCUCGUUAUAACGAUUUUCACCAGUUAAUGAAAGUUGCUCGUCUAUUAAGCAAACCAGCCAUGCUACAAUCUCCACCUUUGCCUAUGAGCAAACAACAAUCAGAAGAUUUUGUAACGUUGCUGCUCAAACAGAUUAGAUCAGCUAAUCAGAGUGAGUUGUUGCAACUUGCCAGUCAAAGUUUGAAUUCAUCUCCUUGCCUUCAGGAAAAGAGUUCAAGCGAUUUGUCAUUAGGUGUUGAUGUAGGUGCAAGACCUUUUGCACAACAAAUGUCACUUCAAGAACCUCUCCAAUCAAAUGCCCAGCAACCACAGCAGCAAAUUUUACAAAGCCAUCAGUUGAUGCAGCUGCAGCAUGCUCUAUCUCAACAACUGCCCAAUAUUAUAAACAAUCUUUCAAAUUCAGGAGUUAGAUCACACGAAUUCUAUACUCAAUCCUUACCUCCCCAGGUUAGAGUUUCUCAAACUGGCAUUUCUUCUCCUACUCCGACCCACCUUUCAACCGGUCUCUUAUCUCCUCAACUUCCAUCUACGUUGUUAAGGCAACAGUUAAUGACGACAAACUUGACUCCCGAGCAGUUAGCUCAUAUGAAAUUGUUAUUACAGAUUAAAAAGUUGCAAGAUGAGUAUGUUCAGUUACAGGCGUUAUUAGAACAGCACUCUGUUCCUGUUAGUUUGUUGCCGCAGUUGAUUGCUCACUUUCAAAAUUCUCAACAACAGCAGCAACAACAACAACAGCUAAAAUUAAAUGACGUGAUUGGUAACUUGUUCACUUUAGAAGAAAAUCAACCAUUAGAUCAAAAUCUUCUUACUCAAUUGACCCAACAACAACAACAACAGCAAUAUUUUUUGAAAAAUAAUUUGCAGCAUACAAAUAUGUUGGCAGACGAUACAUAUGCUUUCCUUCUACAUCAGCUGCAGCAAUCUACGUCCGCACCUCCCGUUGGGAAUGCUUCAGCGUUGCAACAAACGUUGACCGACCUCUCCGGCAGUGCCAGCCUGCUGCCCGCUGAUUGGUAUGUCGAUUUGCAAAACUUGAUCCUGAACUUGAAGACUUCCCAUCUACAACAACAACAACAGAUGAAUGAACAAAUUUUUCUUGAAAAUCUGUUGUCUACUUGCCUGGCCAGUCAACAUCCACCACCACCACAACAGCAGCAGCAACAUCAGUCUGUUCCUGUAAUAGCUCCGCUGUUUUCACCUGAUUUAAACAAUCCCGGGCAGCUGGCCGUUGAGAAAAAUCAACUUUUGAGCUUAUUGGCCCAGCACCAGCAACUUAAAAAUUCGGCUCAACAGUCUUUGAGCUCUCCUUUCAAUUCGCAAUCGUCUUCUAGUAGAUCACUUACACUGCAACAACUUCUUCCUCAACGAAAUUUGUUAAUUACUCAAAACAACCUGAUGCAACAGCAGCAACAACAACAACAACCAGUGUUUCAACCGCAAGCAAUGAUCAGUCAACAACUGCUGCAACAACUGCCUUCCAGUCAUGCUUCAACUGAUUCCAACAACAACCAACAACAUGCCAAACAAAAUGAUUUGCCUGUUUUGACUAAUCAGCCAAAACAACCAUCUCAAGCAAAUAUUGCUCAACUUUCUCAACAGCAGUUGCAACAAUUAACAAAUAUUUUGCAAAAUUCUCUUGAUCAAUAUUCAAACCAAAAUCAGCCAUCACUUGCAAAUCCAAUUGUUCAACAAGAAAUAAAACAACUUCCACAACAACAGUUCACCCAGCAACAAAUACAACAACUCCAACAACAGUUGCAACAAAUGCAACAGCAGCAACAACAAAAGUGUAAUUUGUUGCAAAAUUCUGGAAUAUUGACACAAAUUCCACCUAAAUCUAUUACUGUGCCACAUUUUCAACCACAGACAUUUCAACAGCCGCAAGUUAGUCAACAGCUGCCACAAACUGCACCGGUGUUGCAACAACAGCAACAACAUUUGUUGAAUCAACCAAAUUCACAGUAUACAGUAUUGCCAAUAAUCCAACCUGCACAAAUCCCACAAUCACAGCAGCCCAAUUCUCAACAAAUCCAAAAACCAAUUCCAAUCCAGCCACAUACCAUUCAAAUGCCUUCUCAGCAUCAACAAUCGUUGCAGCAGCAACAGCAGCAACUACAACUGCAAUACCAGUUACAGUUAAAACAACAGCAGGAAGAAUUAUUGCAAACUCAACAAAAACUUCAACAGCUGCAAAGUUCUCAACAGAUUCCUUGCAGCCAAGAAAAAUUGCAACACCAACAGUUUUUGCACCAAAUUCAGCAACUUCAACCAACACAUCAAGAUAGUUCUUUGUUGCAAAAACAUCAAACCAUUUUACAACAACCACAGCAACAAAUACAACAGUUACAAAGUCAACUUGGUAGUUCGGUGAUGACCACCUUGCCUGCAACUAAGAGCAUGUACUCAUCGGGACAGAUACCAAGUACUUUGCAACAACCUUCCACCGCUCAACAACAAAUACAAAAACAACUUCAGCAACUAUUACAGCACACUCCACAAUUGGCCAACCAACCCCAAUUGCAACAGCCUGCUUUAUGUUCACAACAACAACAGCAACAACAACAACCUGGAGUUAUUCAAUCUAAUGCGAUCACUCUUCAACAACUACAUCAUUUAUCACAACAGCAACAAUUGAAAGAUCUGCAACUGCAAUUACAAAUACAACAAUUGCAACAACAACAAAAGCAACAGACAAAUGUGGCACAGCAACAGACAUCUAAUAGCAUUCAACAAGCGGGCAACGUUGCUGGUUCUAAUUUGGUAUCAGAUCCAAAUGUUGCAAUGAUAUUACAGCAGUUGAUGAUGACAGACACUUCCCCGCAACAAGGGUCUCCAACAGCACCCAUUCAACAGAAUUAUGUUAGCCAUACAGAUGCUAACAUGUUAUCCAGGUUGUUACUCGAGCAACAGUUGGGUAACGCUAACCAGCAACAACAACAAUUAGAUGGACAACAGCAACAACCUCGAUCUGAGCCAUCUUAA
Helobdella robusta is the source of this 7650-nucleotide messenger RNA. RefSeq lists its product as hypothetical. NCBI's taxonomy places the organism in Eukaryota, Metazoa, Annelida, Clitellata, Rhynchobdellida, Glossiphoniidae. The coding region runs from base 1 to 7650 and encodes 2549 amino acids. The transcript has 4 exons. The record is from RefSeq and is a predicted model, not a curated record.